Messenger RNA from Ostreococcus tauri, 1635 nucleotides. RefSeq names its product Protein phosphatase 2C, manganese/magnesium aspartate binding site. Gene Ontology annotation, biological process: protein dephosphorylation. The coding region runs from base 1 to 1635 and encodes 544 amino acids. The record is from RefSeq and is a predicted model, not a curated record. The transcript has a single exon. NCBI's taxonomy places the organism in Eukaryota, Viridiplantae, Chlorophyta, Mamiellophyceae, Mamiellales, Bathycoccaceae. Gene Ontology annotation, molecular function: protein serine/threonine phosphatase activity; protein binding; cation binding.
AUGCGAGCGAGGGAUUCAAAGCCCGAGCGAGCAACGACCUCGUCGAGGUCGAACGACGCCGCGAGCGCGCUGUCGCGGUCGCGAGGGACGCCGGCGCUCGCGCUCGCGGCGCUAGGGCUCGGAACCGUCGGCGUGCUGCUCGCGCGUCUGCGCGCGGGCGAUCGAACGUCGGGCGAGGGGCUGGCGAAGGAUGAUUGCGUCGGGACGGCGAAUGCGCUGGACGCGGCGGCGACGGGACGCGAGGACGAGGAGGUGGCGACGACGGCGACGGCGUCCGGGGUCGCCCAGGAGACGCGAGAUGACGCAUCUGUGAAGGAUGCGCCGAUGGUGGUGAAAGAAGCGACGACGGAGACAGCGACGACGAACGGGGAGACGUUCGCGGCGCCGAGGGCGCCUUCGCCGGCGACGGCGGUAAAGCCGAAGACGCGGAGUCGAUCCGUAUCAUCCCUGCGCCCGGCGCUCAAACUUGAGGUCGAGAGCGGGCCAAGUCGAGGUGCGACGAUGAUUGCUUCGCUCGGCGUGGACGAGUUCAGCUUUGGUCGAGGACAGAAGAACAGGUUCGUCGUCGAGGGCGCCGAGGUAUCAACGGUGCACGCCGAGGUUCGAUGGGACGGGUCCUCGUGGAUGAUGCGAGACAUGGGAUCGCUCAACGGCACGCGCUUGAACGGUGCGACAAUUUCCGUCGAGUCUCGAGUGCCGGGACCGUGGGAGAAGAUCUCGCACGGCGACGUCAUCAAGCUCGGCGAGCGCAGCGGAAGUCCGCACGUGUCGGUACACUUCUUCAGGGACGAAUCCAUCACCAAAGACUCGGCGCUGCAUCUUCAUCACGUCGUUCGAGCUGACGGAUCGAAGGGUCCGAAAUCAGAGGAUAGAGUCUUGGUGGAAUGCCCUCUUCGAGGGAAUCCAGCCGUGGGAGUGUUCGCCGUGUUUGACGGGCACGGCGGCCACAUGGCCUCAGAGCGCGCGCGGACGUUAUUCCCAGAAGUCCUCGCGCGACGAUUAGCCGGCAAAGUUCCUGGUCCAGAGGGCGUGCGAACGCUUCUAGAGGAAGCUUUUAUAGAAAGCGAUGAAACAAUGGCGGUGGAGUACGAAGGAUGUACGGCAAGCGUCGUUUUGGUAUGGAGAGACACCAAAACAGGUGGCCUCAUGCUUCAAGCUGCAAAUGUGGGUGAUUCAAGCGUCGCGAUAGGAUCGGCUCCGGCGCCGAGUGGGAAAACUCACGACGCGCAUUAUCUUACCCCAGAGCACAAAGUACGCCAUGCAGAGGAAAAGGAUCGUCUGAACAAGGCUGGCGCUGAAUUACCGCCCGAGGCGACGCGCCUGUACGGUCUCGCCCUGUCUCGCGCUCUCGGAGACAAGUUCCUCAAAGAUCAAAAUGUCGGCCUCAUCGCUCAUCCCUUUGUCACCGAGGUGAUUCACAUCGAGCCGGAAUCACGCGAGAAAGUUCUAACCAUCGCGAGCGAUGGCAUAUGGGACGUCAUCAAUCCAGCAGAAGUUUACGACGUGUUGCAGGAGGGCGACUCGUGCGCGCACACAGCUUUGCAAAGGUUAGUCGCGAGCGCACGUCGUCGCCGCAGCGUGGACGACAUCAGCAUCAUUAUGGUGCGCUUAGCGGAUCGACCUUUUGACGAUUAG